Molecule: messenger RNA, 1026 nt
Organism: Cololabis saira (Pacific saury)
Lineage: Eukaryota; Metazoa; Chordata; Actinopteri; Beloniformes; Belonidae
Product: transmembrane protein 237A-like
Exons: 8
Coding region: 10-1011 (333 amino acids)
Biological process (GO): cilium assembly
Cellular component (GO): ciliary transition zone
Source: RefSeq, a predicted model, not a curated record
GGAGUGGAGAUGGGUGGCAUCAGCAGCCGGAGGGCCUCCGAGAUCGGAGAGAACCUGACCCUUGAAAGCACGAUGGACGCAGCACCACAGAGAAAAAAGAAGAAGAAGAAAGCUGCCACCAUUGAUCUGGAGGACGACCACGCCAACCUGGUAAAUGGUCAUACAGGAGAUCAGACCACCGAUGGAGAAGAAGUGGUGAAAAAACCCAGAAAGAAAAAGAAGUCAAAAGUUGCAGAAUCUGCACUUCCUGAUGAUCUGGAUGUGGAGGAGGACGACAUCAUCAACGACUCGUCGUCCCCGAUCCCCCAGCAUUCCCUGUUCUCGGCCCCGCAGGGCCAGAGCCAGCCGGUGGGGAAGGUGUUUGUGGAGAGGAACAAGCGGUUUCAGGCGGCGGAGCGUUCAGACUGGAGGAAGACCAGUGACCAGACGGACAACAUGGCCGACUUCACGCACAUGCAGCCGCUCUGGACCACCAGAGACGUUUCCCUCAGAGUGCACGAAGGCUUCAGGGUGUUUGGCCUGUACUGUCACGGCUUCCUGGCGGGAUAUGCCGUGUGGAACGUGGUGGUGGUGUACAUGCUGGCCGGGCAGCACCUCACCGCUCUGUCCAACCUGCUGGAGCAGUACCACAGCCUGGCCUACCCCUCGCAGUCGCUGCUCUACAUGCUGCUGGCCAUCAGCACCGUGGCCGCCUUCGACAGAGUGAAUCUGGCCAAAGGCUCCGUGUCUCUGCGGGAGUUCAUCACUCUGGAUCCGGUGGCUCUCGCAUCAUUCUUGUAUUUCUCAGCACUAGUCCUGUCUUUGAGCCAGCAGAUGACCAGCGACCGCAUCAACCUCUACCCCACCUUCAACUCCACCUUAUGGCCUCCAGGAUCGGAGCACCAGAUACUCCACCCAUGGGUGACGGUCAACCUGGUGGUGGCUCUGCUGGUGGGGCUGGCCUGGAUUUUCAUCGCCACCAGACCCGAGACCGACUACACUGAAGGUGAGAGAGCCUGUGGUCUGUCCUGACUGCUGCCCAUCCCC